UUUUUCAAAUGCAUUUCUCAGGCUGCACUCGCACAGUGAGGCUGAUGAUGCACACGUUGCACACACAUCCAAGAGUAAGGAGGGCGGGAGGAAGAGAGAGGCAGUCUCACAGAGGAGGAGGAGGAUGCGAGGCAGUAGCCAAGAGCCGCCGAGCUCCACAGAGAGCGAUGCAGGCAGAAGCUCCAAGCCCAGCAUGAAGGUGAGGAGGGCGGAAGAGGAGCUGCUGUCCUCCUCGGUCAUCACGGUGGACGACGUCCUGGGCCUGGACAACAUCACCCACAACUACCUCUGCGGCCCGGAGCACAACAUCUACAACAUCGACUUCACCAGGUUCAAGAUUCGAGACAUGGAGACAGGCACGGUGCUGUUUGAGAUCACCAAGCCGCCCUCUACAGACAAAAGCGGCGAAAAGAAAGACGUGGAUCCAAACGCAGGCCGCUUCGUGCGGUACCACUUCACGCCCGCCUUCCUGCGACUGCGGCAGGUCGGCGCCACCGUGGAGUUCACGGUGGGCGAGGAGCCCAUCCAACACUUCCGCAUGAUCGAGCGCCACUACUUUAGAGAGAAGCUGCUCAAAAGCUUUGACUUUGAGUUUGGCUUCUGCAUGCCCGGCAGCAAGAACACCUGCGAGCACAUCUACAACUUCCCGCCUCUUUCUGACGACGUCAUCCAGGACAUGAUCCUGCAUCCAUAUGAGACCCAAUCAGACAGUUUUUACUUUGUGGACAAUAAGCUGGUGAUGCACAACAAGGCUGACUACUCCUACAAUGGAGGCACGUAGACCAGGAGGCGGGACAUUGGCUGCUGCCUGUCAAUCACAUUGUCUCCCUCCUCUCGUGUGUGGCUGUGGUGGUUCUGUUCAAAGUGGACCAACCAGGAAGUCGACAGUGAGAGAGUGUGUGUGUGUGUGUGUGUGUGUGUGAAACAUUAACACGUUUUAACAGGUUUUUUAGGGGUUACAAUGAUGAUGAUGAUGAUGUCGCAGUUGUUAUGAGUGGUACUUCCUGGUCUUUCAUUUUCAUCGAUUACAAAGUGUGUGUGUAUGUGUGUGCGCCUCAUGUGACUUUGUUCACGUCUGGAAUAAAAUAGGUCGUAAAAUAUUUAUAAUAGUAUAAUAAAACAACGUUUAACUUUUCAACAACUUGGAACUUUUCAAAAAUUUAAAAGAAAAUGUUUGUUACAUGUCACAUGAACAUCUCAGCAUUUCAACUAAAGACAGAACGACACUGUGCAAUACCAACUUGUAACUUAAACGUACAUUUAUGGAUACAAUUAUUUUGUGAAUGAUGAAAGUAGCAAAAAUAAAGAUUGAAUUGAUAUUUUGUAAAUAAUGGGUG
Molecule: messenger RNA, 1337 nt
Organism: Dunckerocampus dactyliophorus (ringed pipefish)
Lineage: Eukaryota; Metazoa; Chordata; Actinopteri; Syngnathiformes; Syngnathidae
Product: protein unc-119 homolog A-like
Exons: 5
Coding region: 125-781 (218 amino acids)
Biological process (GO): lipoprotein transport; positive regulation of protein tyrosine kinase activity; nervous system development
Cellular component (GO): intercellular bridge; centrosome; spindle midzone
Molecular function (GO): lipid binding
Source: RefSeq, a predicted model, not a curated record